Messenger RNA from Cladocopium goreaui, 1710 nucleotides. The record is from the annotation of a GenBank genome assembly. NCBI's taxonomy places the organism in Eukaryota, Dinophyceae, Suessiales, Symbiodiniaceae.
AUGGAAGCCUUCGUCGCACCGCCAAUCCACCAGCUUCAUGUUGGUGCUUUGGCAGCCCCAGCAGCCCCAGCUGCCCCGGUGGAUGGUGGCAAGAGGAGAAGGCACGAGUACAUCGUGUGGCGUCGCUUAGUACGUUUUCUCGUGGGCACUGGUGCUUUGCCAGCGGAGCUGUGGCUGGAGCUUUGGCAGUUCGAGGAAGAAAACACGUAUCCAAAAACCUGGAGCAACCCAUCUGGCGCGGUGCUGCUGCAGUUGCAACCAGAUCUUUGGGUGGCGGAGCGGCCCUUCGUGUGGAAUAGUAUCGAUGUGGGUGGAAAGAUGGCGGUGAUUCGCCUGACCGAUGGCUCCUUGUGGGUCCACUCGCCGGUGAACUUCGAUGAGCCGCUGAGGCGAGCUUUGAAGGAAUUGGGUCCUGUGAAACACAUCGUUUCGCCAAACUUUGAGCACGUGAAAUGGGCCAAGCAAUGGAAAGAGGCGUUUCCAGAUGCAAUUCUAUGGGGCACACCUGGUAUGGUAGAGAAAUUCCCGGAGAUUCCUUUUGACCGUGAGCUUUCCACGUCUUCCAUUUGCCCCCCGGAGUGGCAAGAUCAACUGCAGAUGUGCUUCGCUGAUUGUGAGAGAACUCCUGUGAUCGGCACACCGUUCUUCAACGAGGUGGUCUUUUACCACCGCAAGAGUGAGACCCUGAUGACCACUGACAUUUUCUGGAGCUACCCCAAUGACCUGCCAUCUGGCUCCAAGCUUUGGAAGUUUUUGAUGGACAAGAUCUACCUUCCUUUUUAUCGUCGUUUCAUGGUGCGCAACAAGGCAUCACUUCAGCAGGUCCUGGAUACUGUGGCGGAGUGGCAGCCCAAAGGAUUGUUGCCAUGCCAUGGCAUUUAUCAAGCCUCAGGUAGCACAGCAGCUGCACAGGAGGCAGUGGGAACCAGUGACACAGAGGAGUUGCCUGCGUCCAUCUUGGACGUGAUCGAGGCAGAUGUCGCCCGCACCUUUCCCAACGACAAGAAGUUCCAGGAGUCCGGAGGUCCUGAGAGCCUGCGUCAGGUGCUCAUUGAGCUGGCGAAACAAGACAAGGAGCUGGGCUACUGCCAGUCCUUGAACUUCAUCGCAGCCAACUUUCUGAUGGUUCUCAGCAGUCAAGAGAUGGCACUCGCAGCAGUGCGACAGCUCAUCAUGAAAUUGCAGACUCGCCAAUGGUACACUGAUGGCAUGCGACAGCUGCGUGGUGACACUGCUGUUUUGGAGGAGAUGGUGAGAGAAAGGCUGCCAGCAGUUCAUCAGGUGCUGACUCUCCACAGGUUCGACUUUCUCUUCGUGACCUCCAAGUGGUUUUUGUGCCUUUUUGCAGCGACUUUGACAGAUGAGGUGUUGAGACGUGUUUGGGACGUGCUCUUGGUGGACGGCAUCGAGGCGGUCUUCCGGAUUUCAAUUUCUUUGUUUGCGUUGCAUCAGGAGUCAAUCCUGCAGGUGAAGUCUGAAGAUGGCCUGAUACACAUGAUGCAGGACUGGCAGCCUGAUUGCUCGCCAGAGGUGUUGAUUCAGAACGCUUACAGCCCAAGCCUUGUUGGGUCAAUUGGCCGCUUGGAGCUCGAUCAGCGCCGGAAACGCGCAGCAGAAGCGAUCUCCAACGCCGAUGCACGGGCUGAGAUGAGAGCCACACAGUUGCGGAGAGGAGGUGUUAGACCCGCCUCAGUGCUAUCACGCCAGUGA